GUGCGCGCGAGUGUGCAAGGAAACACUCCCCUCGCGCCGGGUCUCUCCCUCUCUCCCUCCCUCCCCGUCUCGGAAACCCUCUCGCAGCCCCUGGAUCAAAGCAUUCCGCUAUCCUGAUUUAUCGCCUGCUCGCCGAGCCUUUCUUUUCUCUCUUUCCCCUUUUCUUCCCCCUACAAAGGCGACCUGCGAUCGCCAUUCCUCCUCCUCCUCCUCCUCUCCCCGGUUUGGAGCUCGCCGCCGGCGGUGCUGGAACCGCACUUGGAUUCUUUUCUUCCCCCUCCUCCUGCUCCUGCUCCUGGUCCUCCUCCCUCUCCCUGCCUGUCCUCCCCUCCCCUCCCCUCCCCUCCCCUCCCUCUCUCCCUCCCUCCCUCCCUCUCCGGGCUGCCCGUCUCCUUCCCCCGCCCGCCCCCUGGAUUCCGCCGGGGGAGCCGGGCUGGUGGCUGCGGCGGGGGGACGCGGGCGCGGGCGAGCGAGAGCCAUGGAUGGCCCGACGCGAUGCACCGGGCUCCGCAAAAAGAGGAGAUCCAGGUCGCAGCGAGACCGGGAGAGGCGCUCCCAAGGCGGCGGCGGCGGCGCCUCCAUCCGCCCCCGGGCCCGGGCCCGGGCCGCCUCGCUGCUCUCCUCGUCGGGCUCCGAGAAGGAAGACAAUGGGAAUCCGCCGGCGUCCCGACCCAGACCCCCCCGGAGGAAGCGGCGAGAGUCCUCCUCGGCCGAAGAGGACAUCAUCGAUGGCUUCGCCAUGUCCAGCUUCGUCACUUUUGAAGCGCUGGAGAAGGAUGUAGCACUGAAGCCUCAGGAACGCGUGGAGAAGCGGCAGAACCCUCUCGCCAAGAAGAAACGGGAAGCACUUACCAAUGGGCUGUCAUUCCACCCAAAAAAGAACAGACUUCACCACCACCAGUACAGCUCGGAUCGAGAAAAUGAUCGUAAUCUUUGCCAGCACCUUGGGAAAAGGAAGAAACUACCAAAGGGCAUCAGACAGCUCAAGCCAGGUCAAAACAGCUGCCGAGACAGUGACAGCGAAAGCGCCAGCGGAGAAUCAAAAGGUUUCCAUCGAAGUAGCUCUCGGGAAAGACUCAGUGACAGCUCAGCUCCCUCCAGCUUGGGAACAGGCUACUUUUGUGACAGCGACAGUGAUCAGGAAGAGAAGGCAUCUGAUGCCAGCUCUGAAAAACUGUUCAACGCUGUUACAAAUAAAGAUAAAGAGUUAGGAGUCAGUGCACUAACUGAAAAUGACGACCCAGAUGCAAGGGGGGCAGCUGUCCCGAAAAUAUCAGGACUAGAAAGGAGUCAAGAGAAGAGCCAGGACAGCAGUAAAGACCCAUUACUUGAGCCUGUGGUGCCUAAAGACCCUUGUCCUCAGGUCACGCAGCCUUUGGUCCAGCCUCAGUUGGAGCCACAGCCUGAGGCACCUUGCCCGAGCCCUGUACUGGUCCAGCGUACAGAGGCUCCUCCCCAGCCCCCCCAGUUGCAAGCCUCCCAGCUGCCACAGACUCCAGAAGAAGCCCAGUGUCAGCCUGCACCUCAGCCUCAAGUUCAGCGCCCCCCAAGGCCGCAGUCCCCUGUGCAGACGGUCCAUCAGACCCUCCCAUCAGUACAGCCUCACCCGUCCUCGCAGAGUCUCUCUCAGCCGUUGUCUGCAUACAACAGCAGCAGUUUAAGCCUCAACAGCUUAAGCAGCAGCAGGAGCAGUACUCCAGCCAAGACUCAGGCCCCUCCUCCCCACAUAUCCCACCAUCCCUCCGCUUCACCAUUCCCCCUCUCUUUACCCAGCCACAGCCCAUUGCACACCUUCACGCCCACCCUCCAACCUCCUGCACACCCGCAUCACCCCAAUAUGUUUGCCCCUCCUACGGCUUUGCCUCCUCCACCUCCAUUGACUUCAGGGACACUGCAGGUUCCAGGACAUCCAGCUGGUAGUACUUACUCAGAGCAAGAUCUUCUUCGUCAGGAACUAAACACACGAUUUUUGGCUUCCCAAAGUGCCGAUCGUGGGGCCUCCCUGGGCCCGCCACCAUACCUGAGGACUGAGUUCCACCAGCACCAGCACCAGCACCAGCACACACAUCAACACACACACCAGCACACCUUUACGCCUUUCCCCCACGCCAUCCCGCCCACAGCCAUCAUGCCAACGCCAGCACCACCCAUGGUGCGUACCCCAGGCAGAAAUUUUGACAAAUACCCUACAAAAGUUGACCCCUUCUACCGUCACAGUCUGUUUCACUCCUAUCCCCCAGCUGUAUCAGGUAUUCCUCCAAUGAUUCCUCCCACCGGUCCUUUUGGCUCAUUACAAGGAGCAUUUCAACCGAAGACUUCCAAUCCUAUUGAUGUCGCAGCCAGACCCGGAACUGUCCCGCAUACCCUUCUACAGAAAGACCCAAGGUUGACAGAUCCGUUCAGGCCCAUGUUGAGGAAACCUGGGAAGUGGUGUGCUAUGCAUGUUCACAUCGCCUGGCAGAUAUAUCAUCAUCAACAAAAAGUCAAGUGGCAUCUCCAGGUCCACAGGCAAGAUGGGCCCCAUUAUGCUAGGGGCUGUACAAACAAACAGAUGCAGUCUGAUCCGCAUAAACUGGACUUUGGCCUGAAGCCUGAGUUCCUAAGCAGGCCACCAGGCCCUAGCCUCUUUGGAGCCAUUCACCACCCCCAUGACCUGGCCCGGCCUUCAACUCUCUUCUCUGCAGCCAGUGGUGCUCAUCCGGCUGGGACUCCUUUUGGCCCUCCUCCCCAUCACAGCAACUUCCUCAACCCAGCUGCUCACUUAGAGCCUUUUAAUCGACCAACUUCAUUCAGUGGUCUUGCUGCCGUGGGUAGUAAUGCCUUUGGAGGACUUGGGAAUCCAACAGUUACACCCAACUCAAUGUUCGGCCACAAGGAUGGCCCCAGUAUGCAGAGCUUUAGCAACCCUCACGAGCCCUGGAACCGACUGCACCGAACUCCUCCUUCGUUCCCGACCCCUCCGCCCUGGCUGAAGCCAGGAGAGCUGGAGCGCAGUUCAUCUGCUGCAGCUCAUGACAGAGAUAGAGAUGUAGAUAAACGAGACUCAUCUGUUAGUAAAGAUGACAAAGAAAGGGAGAGUAUUGAGAAAAGACACUCCAGCCAUCCUUCGCCAGCACCUAUCCAUCCAGUCAGCUCCCUUGGACAUAGCCGCAGCUCAGCUGAGCAGAUCAGGAGCCAUCUCAAUCCCGAGAUUCGAGAAAAAGAGAAGCCUAAAGAACGAGAGAGGGAUCACUCUGAAUCUCGGAAGGACAUCAAUGUUGAAGAGCACAAAGUGAAAGACAACUACAUUUCAGAGAAAGAAGGCCUGAGUCACGAAAGCAGAGUGGUGGAAGAGACAAAACAAAUGUCCAGGGUUCCUUCACCCUAUGCUAGACCCUCCAUAGUAGAGAGCACAAGGCCUAAUAGCACCUCCAACCGCGAGGCUGAGAGGAAGAAUGAACCUGUGUACGAUAAUCCGAAGAAAAAUAGUGAAGUCAAAGUGAAGGAGGAACGAAAGGAAGACCAUGAUGUUCCACCUGAGGGACCUCAAACUCAUAGGUCAACUGACCAGCCCCCACCAAUAUCUACAUCCAGUGUCCAUCCAAGUCCUUUAGUGUCUAUGCCCAUGACUGUCGGUGUGACUGGCAUACACCCCAUGAACAGCAUCAGUGGCCUGGAUAGGACUCGCAUGAUGACACCUUUUAUGGGAAUAAGUCCAAUUCCAGGUGGAGAACGUUUCCCCUACCCUUCCUUUCACUGGGAUCCAAUGAGGGAUCCCUUGAGAGAUCCCUACAGAGAGCUAGAUAUUCAUCGGAGAGACCCUCUGGGGAGAGACUUUUUGCUAAGAAAUGACCCCCUUCAUCGUCUUUCUACGCCAAGAUUAUACGAAGCUGACAGGUCGUUCAGGGACAGGGAGCCUCAUGACUACAAUCACCACCACCACCACCACCCUCUCUCUGUCGACCCACGGCGUGAGCAUGAGAGGGGCAACCACUUGGAUGACAGGGAACGGUUGCACAUGCUCAGAGAGGACUACGAACAUGCACGCCUGCACUCAGUUCACCCUGCCGCCUUGGAUGGUCACCUGCCUCACCCGAGCUUAAUCACCCCAGGACUUCCCAGCAUGCACUACCCCAGAGUCAGUCCCCCGACGGGACACCAGAAUGGCAUUCUCAAUAAAACUCCUCCCACAGCAGCUCUCAGCGCCCCUCCACCUCUUAUUUCUACUUUGGGUCCUCGCCCUGGGUCCCCCAGAAGGACUACUCCUCUGUCAACAGAGAUGAGAGAGAGGCCUCCUUCUCAUACCCUAAAGGACAUCGAAGCUCGAUAAACAAAACAAAAAAAGCAAAAAAAAAAUAAAGCUGAAAGAGAGACAGACCCUUGUAAAUGAACAUAAUAUAAAGACCUUCUUACUAGUCAUUGACUCAGACUGUGGAUGUGACCCACUGUACAAAAUGUAUAGACCCAAGUGCAAAGAUUUUGAAAUGGUUUUUUGUAUAUUAUAUGUUGAAAUUUUCCAGAUCUUUUAGCCAAGUCCAUAUGUUCUUUGUGUCUCCUCCUCUUAUUUUAUUUCUAGUUUAAAAAUUUUUAAAAAUUUGAACUGAAGAAUAAGACGCUACUCAGAAUAAUUUGGUUAAAAGCAAACCACCACUACCACAACCAACCAUACAAAGCUCUUUCUGACCAGAAGUGAAGACAUUUGUAGAUAUAUAUGUAUAAAGAUUGUGUCAUGGGUUAAUGGUUCAUAUAUGCAAAAGGGUAAGAUGAAAGCUUUACUUUGUACAAAUGUAAAUAGAUAAAAUUAAGUAACAUGAUACAUUAAUCCUUCUUAAACUGUGCUAUUUGCAAACUUAAUAUUGAUCAACACAGUCUGCUUAUGCUGUGUUACAUAUAUUGUUAUAGACAGCUAAACCCCUUCAACUAUGCAAUGAAUAUUAAGGCUUUUCACAAAAGCCUUUAAAAAUCAAAGGAGCCUUUUCAACACACAACAUAUUUAAAGUCAUAUUUUCCCUGAACAAGCUCACCUACAAAAUGAAUCAGUUCUCCUCGCUUGUUCUGAUUAAGAAACAGCCCGUUAGAAAUGUAGUUUUCCGUACGAACCCCAGCAUCAGGAUGCUAAUGUAACUGUAGCACGUCUCUCUCAGUUCUCGUGCAGAAUAGCAAACUGUAACCACUAGUACUCUAGUGUCUAACACGACAACGUGGUUUUUCUGCCACGCUUAAUCUGGGUUAUACAGAGUAACAGUCAAAUGUCGGAUACUUCCUGGAAGUUUUGUCUCUUAACAUGUCAAAUUUAUUUUUAGAAAAUAAUCUGAUCAUAGCCAUUCGUGUCUGUUUCUAUGGUGUGUCAUUCUUAUCUGUACACACACUUUUUUUUUUUUUUUGGUUAAGUCAAUUUAGCUACCCUGAAAUCUUGAAUCCUCCAAGAAAGCUAAUACUUUUCUUAAGACGUUGGAUAUGUUUUCACUGUGGAUCAAUAGUUAAAUUAAUGAACUCCCAUGCAGAUUUCAUAUUGCAACUUAUUGUAUUUCAGUUGGCAAUAAAGUCUGUGAAUAGCUAAGAAGUCAGCCUUGUUGUUCCCUAAUCAUAGAAGGAAUGAAAUGCUAUGAAAUUAUGGUCCUUUUCUUUUUUUUUUUUCCUUUUUUUUUCUUUUUGUUUAAAAAAAAAGCCUCAAUCUUCUGAAAUCUGUCUUUUCAUAACACUUGUUUUUAUAAUGUGUUAAGUUUUUGUCUAAAUAUUUGGAGAGAAUAUGACUUUAUCAGAGAGAAUUCAAUAUCUUGUCUACUGGACUGUAAAAUAUAUGUAUGAAAUAAAAUUAGUUCCAUUGGUCUUCUAGUGUAUUAAAGUGCUAUCUGAAGUUGUUAUCCUGUUUUGGCAAAAAAAAAAAAAAAAAAAAAGAAAGAAAAAAAGUCUAACUACAGACAGUUGUUUCUAAUGAUCAGAGAUCUAUUUUAGUAGUCAACUGAAGGUUUAGUUGUGAGCUUCAGAUUUUGUGAACUCCAGAUGUUGUGCAGUGGUUUUUUUUAAAGAACAAAAGGAAAAAAAAAAACAACCCUGAAGAAUAUGUACACUGGAACCGUAGUGGUAGCUUUCAGUAUUGUAAAGAGAUUGUUAUAUACAAACCUUUUUGCUGUUUAUCCUGUAUGUAAUAAAGUCCUUUCUAGAUCCUAUGUGAAAAGAAAAGUAAAGCGGCUCUCAAUCUUCAGCAUGUUUCCUCAUCAGCGAAGACUUGUGUAAUGUAAAUUGUGCCAUGUUAUUAAAAAAUGUGAACUAAA
Alligator mississippiensis (American alligator) is the source of this 6254-nucleotide messenger RNA. RefSeq names its product activator of transcription and developmental regulator AUTS2 (gene AUTS2). NCBI's taxonomy places the organism in Eukaryota, Metazoa, Chordata, Crocodylia, Alligatoridae. The transcript is spliced from 20 exons. Bases 479 to 4309 code for a protein of 1276 amino acids. The record is from RefSeq and is a predicted model, not a curated record.